AUGGGGCAGCUACAGCCGAUCGAACUCGGGCUAGUAUUGGCCCCUAAAGGACCUUCUUGGUGGUACCUCCGUGGGCCCCUCUUCAAAAGCCUCUUCUGGAACCGCCUAAAAUGCCCAUCAGAGUCACCUCGACGACUGGUCCCCGGUGGCUUACGAGUGAUCCGGCUUGUCGAUCGGCUGUCUCCUCUGCAGUCGGUACAGUCGAGCUCGACACCGUCGACACCGUCUCCCCAGGCAACCGGUUCCCGUGACCUCCGGCUCUCCGGUGGGCAUUCAUUCAGGCGCAACCCGCGGUUUCGCGACACGGACGACCAGUGA
This is a messenger RNA of Protopolystoma xenopodis, 318 nucleotides long. The record is from the annotation of a GenBank genome assembly. NCBI's taxonomy places the organism in Eukaryota, Metazoa, Platyhelminthes, Monogenea, Polystomatidea, Polystomatidae.